AUGGUGCUGACAUUACAGGAGGUCCUAGUAAGGGCUCUGAAGAAGCUGGAGGAUUUAAGUUUCCAGAGAUUCAUACAGAAACUGAGUGUCUGGGAAGUCAGAGAAGAAUGUAAGAAUAUUCCUAUAGAUGAACUGACCGGGAAAGAUCCAGAACACGUUGCUGAUCUGAUCAAUAGAUAUUACAGAUAUGCCUAUGGGGCUGAGAUGACCCUGAGUCUUCUAGAGGACAUAGGGGAGAAGAAAGUCCGGGAGGAACUCCAGCAGGACCUGAGGGAAGUGGAUAUUUCAGGACAUGGACUUGGAACCACAAUGUUUACAGACAGGGUGAAAUUUAUAUACAAUCACCGAUCAGAUCUUAUCAGAUUGACAUCAGAUGUAGAUCCAGUUCUACAUGCUCUCCGGAGCCAAAGUCUACUGACUGAGGAACAGUACAAUGAUGUGAUGGAAGAGAGAACAUCUGAGGAGAAGAUGGAAGAUCUGUGUGAUAUCAUCAGUCCCUGGGAGGACACUGGGAAGUAUACAGCAUAUACACUUCUCAAACAACACAAUGGAGAAAUAAUCCAGGACUUGGAAGCAGAGACUGAGAUAAGGAAAAAUCCUCUGUUCUUUGCCUGGGGUGAAAACAAGAAGAAACUGUUUUCCCAUCUCACUCUUGGUGGUGUGGGUGGGGAGUCAAAGAACUUACUUUAG
Molecule: messenger RNA, 690 nt
Organism: Bufo gargarizans (Asiatic toad)
Lineage: Eukaryota; Metazoa; Chordata; Amphibia; Anura; Bufonidae
Exons: 4
Coding region: 1-690 (229 amino acids)
Biological process (GO): regulation of apoptotic process
Source: RefSeq, a predicted model, not a curated record